AUGGCGCAGGUCCGAGUGACUCGACUCGCUUUUGUGCACUACCAGCACCCUGACCUCGAAAAAGCGUUGAAAUUCUUCUCUGACUUCGGCACAGUCGAGGAACAACGAACUCCAGACAAAGUAUACCUCCGAGGAUUUGGCAUUGAUCCGUAUAUAUACGUAGCAGAACAAUCGCCGGACUCGAAACGACACUUUGUUGGCGGAUACUGGGUUGUCUCGAGCGAAGAAGAUCUCAAGAAGGCCGCAUCCCAGCCGGGAGCAUCUGCCAUAUACGACAACGACGGACCUGGGGGUGGGAAAGUGGUCACUGUACGCGACCCCUGCGGCUUCCUUGUCGGUUUUGUCUUCGGCCAGCAGCUGCGCAAUUAUGAUGGCACCACCGGCUUGCUCGAGCAGACAAGUCCUACGACAAACUCUCCCUUUGAUAAGCCCCGCAAGGGCAAUGUGCGGCGGUACCGCAACGGCCCUAGUCCAGUCCACAAGCUUGGGCAUUAUGGAUAUGUCGUACCCCGAUCAAAGUUCAUGGAAACUCUGGAUUGGUACCACCGUCUGAUGAACUUGAAGCCGACCGAUACGGUCUACGAUCCGAAAACGCUCGAGGACGAAACCACGUUCAACCACAUUGAUCUGGGAGACGAGUAUACUGACCACCAUUCAUUCUUCCUCGCCGCCGGACCAGACCACAAACCUGCACAUAUCCACCACUCCAGCUUCGAGAUCAGUGAUUUUGAUACACAGAACCUGGGCCACGACUGGCUCCGGCUGCACGGCUGGACCAAUUGCUGGGGCAUCGGACGGCAUGUCCUUGGAAGCCAGAUCUUUGAUUACUGGUUUGAUGCUUCAGGCAAUAUCGUGGAGCACUAUGCGGACGGAGACCUCGUAAACCAACACACGCCCUGUGGCCGAGAGCAUGCCGCUCCCGGUACGCUUCACGUUUGGGGCCCUAACGUGCCUCUGGCAAUGCUCACAGGUCGUAUGGAGGACGCUGGCAAGACGCUGAAUGCCAUGCCAGAUGUGGAGUCUUCGAAGCCCGCCGACUUUGGUGAUACUACAAAUCCUGCAGGGCAAAUCAAGGUCGCGGCAGCUUGAGGAGUCAUGAUUAAUACAACGUGGCCGCCAAUAAAGACAGCGAAACAUGGCAUUGCAUGAAUCAGAGCACUGGAGCAAGCAAGGUCAAGUUGGACAACCCUUUUUACGGUCAG
Molecule: messenger RNA, 1202 nt
Organism: Cladophialophora immunda
Lineage: Eukaryota; Fungi; Ascomycota; Eurotiomycetes; Chaetothyriales; Herpotrichiellaceae
Exons: 3
Coding region: 1-1089 (362 amino acids)
Biological process (GO): L-methylmalonyl-CoA metabolic process
Cellular component (GO): mitochondrion
Molecular function (GO): methylmalonyl-CoA epimerase activity
Source: RefSeq, a predicted model, not a curated record